Messenger RNA from Apis cerana (Asiatic honeybee), 3194 nucleotides. It is a transcript of the gene Ero1L, whose product is annotated as endoplasmic reticulum oxidoreductin-1-like protein. The record is from RefSeq and is a predicted model, not a curated record. Gene Ontology annotation, cellular component: endoplasmic reticulum; endoplasmic reticulum membrane. Lineage: Eukaryota; Metazoa; Arthropoda; Insecta; Hymenoptera; Apidae. Gene Ontology annotation, molecular function: protein-disulfide reductase activity; FAD binding; thiol oxidase activity. Gene Ontology annotation, biological process: protein folding in endoplasmic reticulum.
UAUGUAUGUAUAUGUAAUACACAGUGUAGUGUGAUUUCAGUCACGUCGUUAAGAUUAUAGAUCGUUUGUUAUAAAUAAAAUAAAAUAUUUUAAUUGUUUGAAAUGUGUUAUCUUUAUUUAAAUAUAUAAUUAUAAGAAAGAAUAUUUAUAAGUAUAAGUAAAUAAAGAUUUACGUUACUGGUAGCACGUAGACUAGUCGAUGUUAUAAAAAGUGGAAAAAUAUCGCGGGGACGCGCGGUAUUUUAUUAUCAAUUUCAAAACGUGAUUGAAAAGUAUACCAGUGAACUUAAUCAUGAAGAUUGAAUCCAGUGAAAAUAUGUUUGGAAUAUUAUUAUUAUUUACCGUGUUUUCACCUUCUAUUGUACAUUCUAAUUAUUUUAAUACAAACAAUGAAAAGAAUGAUCAAUGUUUCUGUAAGUUGAAAGGAUCAAUAGAUGAUUGUAGUUGCAAUGUGGAUACAGUGGAUUAUUUUAAUAAUAUGAAAAUUUAUCCAAGAGUUCAGAGUCUUCUAGUCAAAGAUUAUUUUCGUUUUUAUAAAGUAAAUUUAAACCAUGAAUGUCCUUUUUGGACUGACGAUAGUAAAUGUGCUAUAAGAUAUUGUCAUGUACAACCUUGUCAAGAUGAAGAUAUUCCAGAUGGUUUAAAAGGGGAUAUGUUGAGAAAUAUUCAUUUCAAUGAAAAUCCUAUGGAUAAAUAUAAAAUCAGAGCACAGUAUGAUGAUUGUUUAUAUAGUGCGAAAGAUCAUAAUAAAGAACUUGGUUAUUUAAAUACAACAAUUAGUUCAGAAAACUACAAAGAUUUUGAAUUAUGGCAACAAUAUGAUGAUGCUCAAGAUAAUUUUUGCGUAAAAGAGUCAAGUCCUGGAGAAUAUGUAGAUCUUUUAUUAAAUCCUGAAAGAUAUACAGGUUAUAAAGGUCCUAGUGCACAUAGAAUAUGGAAAAAUAUUUAUAUGGAAAAUUGUUUUAGACCUGAAAAUUCACCACAUAAUUUUAUUCAAUCUUCAAAAAUAAAUGGGAUGUGUUUGGAAAAGAGAGCUUUUUAUCGUGUUAUAUCAGGACUUCAUGCUAGUAUUAAUAUUCAUUUGUGUUCAAAAUAUUUAUUAUCAUCAAAAGACAAUUUAGGAAUAGUACCUGGUGGCCAGUGGGGUCCUAAUUUACAAGAAUUUCAGAAAAGAUUUUCACCAGAGGAAACAGGAAGUGAAGGUCCAAAUUGGUUAAAAAAUUUAUAUUUUACUUAUUUAUUAGAGUUAAGAGCUUUGGCUAAAGCUGCACCAUAUUUAGAAAGGGAAGAAUAUUAUACUGGUAAUAAAGCACAAGAUAAAGAUACUCGUUUGGCAAUAAAUGAUAUUUUAAAUAUUAUUAAAUCAUUUCCCGAUCAUUUUAAUGAAAGCGUUAUGUUUACUGGCGGAUCUGAAGCCCUGUUAUUAAAAGACCAAUUUAAGCAACAUUUUAGAAAUAUUUCUCGUAUUAUGGAUUGUGUAGGUUGCGAUAAAUGUAAAUUAUGGGGAAAACUUCAAAUACAUGGUUUGGGUACAGCAUUAAAAAUUCUCUUCUCAGGAAAAUUUGAUAGAUGGGAAUCAACUUUAAAUAAUUUUAAUAGAAGGAAAUUUUUUUUAGAAAGAAGUGAAAUUGUUGCACUUAUAAAUGCUUUUGGAAGAUUAUCAGAAAGUAUUUUUGAAUUGGAUAAAUUUAGACAAAUGAUAAGAUAGCAGAAUAUUGAUUAAUAUAUUUUAUAAUUAACUCACUCUAGUAAAAUACAUCACACAAAUCGAUAUAAUCUUUAAUUAUAUAGUAAGUUUAUAAAAUAAUGAAUCUAUCAGUUACAAAUUGCUAAAAAAUGUUAUAUUCAUAUUUAAAAUACGGCAUAAAGUCGCAAUAAAAGUUAUUAAGUUUAAUAUAUAAUCUUUUAUAUAUUUUUUAUUUAAGAUAAAAAUUAAUUUGAUAUUAUCAAGUAAAAAUUAUAACCCAGUAAUAUAUAAUAUUGAUCGAAUUAAUAAAAAAUAAUGUCAAUUCUCAUAUCAUUGUAUUAUCUUAUUUUAUUGCGAUUUUAUUGAUAACUUCAACUCUAUCUGUGAUAAAUAUUUUGUCUUUAGAAAAGAGUCUUCUACCAGUUCUGAAAAGUAUAUAGCCUAUUCAGUUUUUAAAAAAUUAAUUUUUAUUCAACGAACAUUAAAAUUUUUUUUAAAAAUAUAUAUAUUUAUAUAUAUACAUAUUUUAUAUAUAUAUACGUAUAUAUACAUAUAUACAUAUAAAUAUAUCAAAUCCAAGUUAUAACUUGUUUCUUUAAAUUUAUUUUUCUUUUACUAAAAAUUAUUAUUAAUGUAGACUAUUACAAUUAUAUUGUUUUAUUGAUAAAUAAUGUUGAUUACUAAAAUUAUUAUAAAAUUAUUAUAAAAAAAGAUAGAUUAUAAUGCGUUAUGUUAAACAAGAUAUGCAUUACAAAAAUCGAGAUAAACCAAUUUUAUAUAGUAAUGUAUACAUUUUUUAAAAAAUCUUAUAUUCUAUGUUUUUAUAAUAUUGCUAUAAUGAAAGUGGCAAAGUUUCAUAUUAUUUUCCGACAAAUUUACAAUAUACAAAGAGAAAAUACCAGUGUACUUAUUAUAUUUCUAUGUAUUCAUAAUAAUUCAUAAUAAUUUGUACAAUAUUAUUAUAUAUGCGUAAAUAUAAUUUAUUAUUGGUACAACAUUAUACUAUUUCCAUAUUAUAAAAAUAGUAAUAUUUAUUUUAAUUUCUUAAUUAAAUAUGUAAAAAAAACAAUAUACGUAUAUUUUAAAAGACUUUAAUAAUCUUGAAAAUACUGAUAAUUAAAUAUACAGAAUUUAUACGACUUAUUUAGAUGUUAGAUAAGUUUAUUAUUCAGUUUUUUGAAACCAUAUUAAAAUUACAUUAAGUUGUAGAUUAUAAAAAUGUAUCGAAUAAAAAAAUUUUUUAUUAACAUUCAUAACUAAUUACAUGACUCUAAAUAAAUCAUAUAUUAUAAGAAGAGUGUGAAAUUUCAUUAUAUUAUAUGACAAUUGUAAUAUAAAUUUAACUACUGCGUUAAAAAAAAUGUAUAUUUUACGUGUAUACAUGAAUUAAUGUAAUUCUUAUUAUUUUAUUUAUAACCUGAACAUUUUUUAUGUAAUCUGCUUAUAUCUAUGAAAAAUCUAUGAUUAUAAAAGGUAACGGGUUUCAAAUAUAAUGUAUGAAUUCAAA